AUGAAUUAUCUUUUAAGUGUUGAACGUACAUUAUUAGCUGAUGUUGCAAAGACAUUUGAUGAAUUAAAAAUUAUCGAUGAUAAAACAAUGAAAGGUUUAGCAUUUUUCUAUGGUUAUGAAAUACUUCUUCAUGGAUUUGAUCUACUUAAACAUACAAAACGUCUUGUUUUAUAUCGUACAAAUGAAAUAAUAUCACGUCAUAUUUAUCAAUUUCAUGCAAAUAAAAAUCAAGUACCUGUUUAUACAUUAUCAAGUAGUAAUUUUUGUACAUGUACUUUUUAUAAACAACAUAUAUUAAAUAAACAAGAUUAUUUUGCAUGUCCACAUAAUAUAGCUAUUAAAUUACAUGAACAAAUAUUUAAAUUAAAUAAUGAUAUUGAAAUAGAAACAUUCGAUGUAUCUCAUGAAUAUAUAAUUGAUAAAAUGACUAAACUUAUUGAACAAUCUUGUGAAAUUGAAUAA
This is a messenger RNA of Rotaria sp. Silwood1, 462 nucleotides long. The record is from the annotation of a GenBank genome assembly. Lineage: Eukaryota; Metazoa; Rotifera; Eurotatoria; Philodinida; Philodinidae.